GUCGUAGCACUGCUCCAAUUUCCAUUUCUCAGAAGAGGAGUGGACAAUAACGUGCUUGACGGUCCCACGGGCGAGCACAACCUAGAGAUGCGUGUUGUUUUCUCUGAAACUUCCGGCGAUACGCAAGAUCUUGGCUUGGGAAAGCGAAGGUUAACUGCAGCUUUUCGAUCCCGCCACAGGGAAAAACUCUCCUUGCACGGCUUGCUGCCUUCCAGGCGAGGGUGGUGACUACUCCCCUGGCUACUAUACCAGUGUAUGAGCGUCAGCGACUGCAGCAUAUAAAAGCGACAGGCCGAUGGCCGUCAGAUAUUCUCCAAGUCAUCGUACUUCUAACACAAGCAGUACCCCCUCCUCAGUGCAAGAUGCGCUCUUUCACGCUCUACGCUUUCGUUCUUCUUUCUGUCAUUUGUGCUGGGGCGACCCCCAUUCCCGGGAGCGUCCCCCAGGCCAAAGCCGAGCCGUUCCUUCCCGAUCUUGAGGCUCGCAGGCACGGCGGCGACGAUGACGGCGAUAGGGACGGCGACCGUGACAACGAUGGUGACCGCCGCCGGAGCAUCGCUGCCUUGACUCGUCGCAGGCAUGGUGGGGACGACGACGGCGAUCGUGACGGCGACCGUGACAAUGACGGGGACCGCCGCCGUGACCUGACCCGCCGUAGGCACGGCGGAGAUGAUGAUGGCGACAGGGACGGCGACCGUGAUAACGACGGCGACCGCCGCCGCGACCUGACUCGUCGCAGGCAUGGCGGAGACGACGAUGGUGACAGGGACGGUGACCGUGACAAUGAUGGCCGGAGGCACGGCGGUGAUGAUGACGGUGACAGGGACGGCGACCGUGACAAUGAUGGCGACCGCCGCCGCGACCUGACCCGUCGCAGACACGGCGGAGACGACGAUGGUGACCGCGACAAUGAUGGCGAUCGCCGCCGCAGCGUCCUAGCUCGUCGUAGGCACGGCGGUGAUGAUGACGGCGACAACGAUGGGGACCGUGAUAAUGAUGGCGAUCGCCGCCGCGACCUGACUCGUCGCAGACACGGCGGAGACGACGAUGGCGACCGCGACGGAGAUCGUGACAAUGACGGGGACCGCCGCCGUAGCAUCGCUGAUUUGGCUCCUCGCCGGCAUGGUGGUGACGAUAACGACGGAGACCGCGACGGCGAUGGGGACCGCCGCCGCAGCGUCCAUGGCCUGACCCGCCGUAGGCACGGCGGAGAUGAUGAUGGCGAUAGGGACGGUGACCGUGACAACGACGGCGACCGCCGCCGCAGCGACCUGACUCGUCGCAGGCACGGUGGAGACGAUGAUGGCGACAGAGAUGGUGACCGCGACAAUGAUGGUGACCGCCGCCGCAGCGUCCUAGCUCGCCGUAGGCACGGCGGUGAUGAUGACGGCGACAGAGACGGCGAUCGUGACAACGAUGGGGACCGUCGUCGCAAUUUUGUCGACCUAGCUCGUCGCAGGCACGGCGGGGACGAUCGCGGCGACAGAGACAGGGAAGGCGACAACGACAGGGACCGUGAUGGAGAUCGCCGCCGCGGUGCGCUGGCUCGUCGUAGGCACGGCGGAGACGACGACGGCGACAAGGACGGUGACCGCGACAACGACGGCGACCGUCGCCGCAGCAUCGUCGACUUGGAUUAAUUCCCAUUAUCCUUCCCUCUCUCGGACUCUCGGAAAAUGUGGUUUUCUUCCUCCGUCCCGGGUGUCCUCACCGUUCCCUCGACUGUGUUCGCUCUGAUGCCGCUUGAGCUGGACUUUACUGGUUCAUAUACUGUCAUAAAACCUCAAUACAGCUGAAUUUAUGUGCUGCGUAAUUCUGCAUCCGAAUAUUGGACAUUGUAGCGUGCACUCAUGCAUGAUAUGCGGGAUUUUGGUGAAGUGCGGAGGCAGAAAUGGCGAAAAACUGGUGAAGAACUGUCCCUUGUGGCGCCGCUUAUGUAAUUUUGAAGCGCCGCGAAGACAGUGACGAAUCGCGACCAGUUCUCAACGUCUCAGUGUUGCUUGGACACUGCGCGGUCUCAGUCUGAAGGCCGUUUGAUGUCGUUCUUCUUUGUGUUUGCUCGAUGCUGAUGUGCUUCUCUUCUGCUCGGUAACAGAACCGUCUGGAUCCCCAGGAACUUGAAUGUCAUGAAGUUGAACGGCCCAGCACCUCCUCUAUUGUGACAUGUGCUUCAGUCCGGCGACCCCAAAUUUCCGCGCCGACUCUUCCCCUUUCUGCGCAAGUUCAUGAGCUCAGUGGGUUUACUCCCAGAAGCGGUGACUUACUCGUUGAGCUCACGGCGCCGUCGCCCUCCUCAAAGUACGCCGAGCUGGGGGGUUGUAAGCCUGUUAGAUGUGAGUACAUCGGAAACACAUACCACCGUCACGAAUGCACACGCACCAUUUGAUGGUACAACUAUUGUUAAGAGGGCGUAUAUGGCCAGUACUACGAGAUAGCUGAUAGUACGCAUCCUGGAAUGACCACGCAGAGACUCGGAAUCAGAAAGGCCCAACACUCAAGGCAGACCAGCUUAUAUACGGCAUUUAUUUAAGUACAGGUCC
Phanerochaete carnosa HHB-10118-sp is the source of this 2540-nucleotide messenger RNA. RefSeq lists its product as uncharacterized. The coding region runs from base 363 to 1640 and encodes 425 amino acids. The transcript has 16 exons. The record is from RefSeq and is a predicted model, not a curated record. Lineage: Eukaryota; Fungi; Basidiomycota; Agaricomycetes; Polyporales; Phanerochaetaceae.